Camelus dromedarius (Arabian camel) is the source of this 3777-nucleotide messenger RNA. RefSeq names its product vascular endothelial growth factor A (gene VEGFA). Gene Ontology annotation, cellular component: membrane. Gene Ontology annotation, biological process: positive regulation of mast cell chemotaxis; sprouting angiogenesis; positive regulation of angiogenesis. The coding region runs from base 1 to 1875 and encodes 624 amino acids. Gene Ontology annotation, molecular function: growth factor activity; vascular endothelial growth factor receptor 1 binding; chemoattractant activity. The transcript is spliced from 9 exons. NCBI's taxonomy places the organism in Eukaryota, Metazoa, Chordata, Mammalia, Artiodactyla, Camelidae. The record is from RefSeq and is a predicted model, not a curated record.
AUGGACCCCAGUCACUCCAGCCCUUUGGGUGCAUCUCACUCUGAUGUCAGCAGGCCAGAUGAGGGCUAUAGAGGGACACAUUGUCCAGAUGAAUACAUCGUGCCCCCUAUGCCCAGCACUGGGCUCUGUGCAUAUGAGGCCAUUCGAGUCCCAAACAUGCCACUGUUUGGGAGCGGUGAAGAGCGCAGAGGCUUGGGGCAGCCGGGCUGCGAGGAGGCCGCGGCGCGGGUGGUGAGUGGAGCCGGCGGCAGCUGCACUCGGUCCGGAGAGACGCAUCGGCGAGGGGGACGAACCGGCGGGGUCACCAGCCACGGGUCUCCGCACUGGAAUUUGAUAUUCAUUUACCCAGGGUUUACCCUCCUCCUUUUUCCCGAAACAUUUUUAAAAACAGUAUUCUUUCCCGUUUUAAUUUAUUUUGGCUUCCCAUUCCCCGCUAAAUCCGGCCGACCGUUUGGGGAGAUUGCUCCUGUACUCCCCCAAAUCACUUCGGAUUUUGGAAAUCAGCAGAGAGAAGAAAGAGGUAGCAAGAGCUCCAAAGAGAAGUCGAGGAAGAGAGACUGGGUCAGAGAGCGCGCGCGGGCAAGCGAGAAACGAGAGGACAGGGGCAAAGUGAGUGACCUGCUUUUGGGGGUGACCGCCAGAGCGCGGCGUGAGCCCUCCCCCUCGGGAUCCCGCGUCGGACCAGCAGCGCUGACGGACAGACAGACAGACACCGCCCCCCGCCCCAGCGCCCACCUCCUCCCCGGCCGGCGGCCGACGGUGGACGCGGCCGCGAGCCGCGGGCAGGAGCCGGAGCCCGCGCCCGGAGGCGGGGUGGAGGGGGUCGGGGCUCGCGGUGUUGCACUGAAACUUUUCAUCCAACUUCUGGGCUGUUCUCGCUCCGGAGGAGCCGUGGUCCGCCCCGGGGCAGCAGAUCAGAGCGAAACCGGGAGAAGUGCUAGCUCCGUUCGGGAGGAGCCGCAGUCGGCGGAGGGGGAGGAGGAAGAAGAGAAGGAAGAGGAGAGGGGGCCGCGGUGGCGACUCGGCUCUCGGAAGCCGGGCUCAUGGACGGGUGAGGCGGCUGUGUGCGCAGACAGUGCUCCAGCCGCGCGCGCGCCCCAGGCCCUGGCCCGGGCCUUGGCUCCGGGAGGAAGAGGAGCCCGCCUAGGCGCUGAGGAGAGCGGGCGGCCCCGCAGCCCGAGCCAGAGAGGGAGCGCUAGCCGCGCCAGCCCCGGCCGGGCCUCCGAAACCAUGAACUUUCUGCUCUCUUGGGUGCAUUGGAGCCUUGCCUUGCUGCUCUACCUCCACCAUGCCAAGUGGUCCCAGGCUGCACCCAUGACAGCAGGAGAGCAGAAACCUCAUGAAGUGGUGAAGUUCAUGGACGUCUACCAGCGCAGCUACUGCCGUCCAAUCGAGACCCUGGUAGACAUCUUCCAGGAGUACCCUGAUGAGAUCGAGUACAUCUUUAAGCCGUCCUGUGUGCCCCUGAUGAGGUGCGGGGGCUGCUGCAAUGAUGAAGGUCUGGAGUGUGUGCCCACUGAGGAGUUCAAUAUCACCAUGCAGAUUAUGCGGAUUAAACCUCACCAAGGCCAACAUAUAGGAGAGAUGAGCUUCCUACAGCACAACAAAUGUGAAUGCAGACCAAAGAAAGACAGAGCAAGGCAAGAAAAAAAAUCAGUUCGAGGAAAGGGAAAGGGGCAAAAAAGAAAGCGCAAGAAAUCCCGGUAUAAAUCCUGGAGCGUUCCCUGUGGGCCUUGCUCAGAGCGGAGAAAGCAUUUGUUUGUACAAGAUCCGCAGACGUGUAAAUGUUCCUGCAAAAACACAGACUCGCGUUGCAAGGCGAGGCAGCUUGAGUUAAACGAACGUACUUGCAGAUGUGACAAGCCGAGGCGGUGAGCCGGGCUGGAGGAAGGAGCCUCCCUCAGGGUUUCGGGAACCAGAUGUCUCACCAGGAAAGACUGACACGUGACUGACAGCCGCUGCCACCACCACACCACCACCACCGUCAACAGAAUAAUCCUGAAUCCAGAAACCUGACAUGAAGGAAGAGGAGAUUCUGCGCAGAGCACUUUGGGUCCGGAGGAUGAGACUCCGGCAGAAGCAUUCCCGGGCGGGUGACCCAGCACAGUCCCUCUUGGAAUUGGAUUGCCAUUUUAUUUUUCUUGCUGCUAAAUCACCGAGCCCGGAAGAUUAGAGAGUUUUAUUUCUGGGAUUCCUAUAGACACACCCACCCACAUACAUACGUGUUAUAUAUAUAUAUAUAUUAUAUAUAUAAAAAUAAAUAUAUAUAUUUUAUAUAUAUAUAAAAUAUAUAUAUUCUUUUUUUAAAUUAACAUUGCUAAUGUUAUUGGUGUCUUCACUGGAUGUAUUUGACUGCUGUGGACUUGAGUUGGGAGGAGAAUGUCCCCACCCAGAUCCCGACAGGAAAGAGGACGAGAGGGAAGACUCUGGCAUCGUCAUUUUGUCCCUCUUUGGGAAGCCAGGGUCCCCUCCCCUGCCUGGGAGAUGUGCAGGGCCAGGGCACGGGGGCAAAUUUGGCCUGCUUUUGGGAACACCGACAAACCCAGCCCUGGCCCCGAGCCUCUACCCCAAGUCAGAUGGACAGAAUGAUGGACAACAGGUACAGGGACAAGGACGCUGGCUCUGACCAGGAAUUUGGGGAGCCUCGGGACACUGCUGUGCUUUGGGGAUCCCCUUCAUGUGCUGCACGGGCAUCUUGCCCCCAAGGGCACUGCCUGGAAGAUUCAGGAGCCUGGGCAGCCCUCAUCUCCUCUCACCUGCUUCCGAGAUGCCCAGGAGUCCACUGACAUGUCUCGGCGAAGAAAAGAGUGACUUUGGUGGAGCUCGUCCUCUGAGGGAUGGCCCUCUGCCUUGGCCCUCUCCCAGCUUGGCCUCCUGGGUGCAGCCCAGGAGGGCCAGAUGUCCUCAGACCAUUGAAACCACUAGUUCUGUCCCCCCAGGAGACCUGGCUGUGUGUGUGUGAGUGGUUAACCCUCCUCUGUCCCCCAGCCCAACCCUUCCCGCGGCAUCGAGAGACAGGGCAGGAUCCCCGUGCCCAGCCUGGAGGCAGAGAAAAGAGAAGUGUUUUAUAUACGGUACUUAUUUAAUAGCCCUUUUUAAUUAGAAAUUAAAACAGUUAAUUUAAUUAAAGAGUAGGGUUUUUUUCAGUAUUCUUGGUUAAUAUUUAAUUUCAACUAUUUAUGAGAUGUAUCUCUCUUGCUCUCUCGCUCUCUCUUAUUUGUACUGGUCUUUGUGUAUAGAAUUCAUGUUUCCAAUCUCUCUCUCCCUGAUCGGUGACAGUCACUAGCUUGUCCUGAACAGAUAUUUAAUUUUGCUAACACUCAGCUCUGGCCUCCCCUUUCCCUUGGCUCCCCACCACACAUUCCUUUGAAAUAAGGUUUCAAUAUACAUCUACAUACUAUAUAUAUAUUUGGCAACUUGUGUUUGUAUAUAUAUAUAUAAAUAUAUAUAUAUGUUUAUGUAUAUAUGUGAUUCUGAUAAAAUAGACAUUGCUAUUCUGUUUUUUAUAUGUAAAAACAAAACGGAAAAAUAGAGAAUUCUACAUACUAAAUCUCUCUCCUUUUUUAAUUUUAAUAUUUGUUAUCAUUUAUUUAUUGGUGCUACUGUUUAUCCGUAAUAAUUGUGGGGGAAAAGAUAUUAACAUCACAUCUUUGUCUCUAGUGCAGUUUUUCGAGAUAUUCCGUAGUACAUAUUUAUUUUUAAACAACAACAAAGAAAUACAGAUAUAUCUUAAAAAAAAAAGCAUUUUGUAUUAAAGAAUUUAAUUCUGAUCUCAAA